GAUUGAAGUCAGCUCAAGCCCUAGAUCGAUUAAUCCCCAAAUCCGACGAAACUAUAACCAAGAUUUACAAUGUCACCGGAUCACAGAGACAGCCAUCGAAAGAGGUCGCGUCCUCACUCCGACGACGACGACAACGGUGGAAGCAAGAGGAGGCCCCGCGGAGGAGACGAUAGAGACUCGCACGCGAUCGAUCGCGACGACACUGUGUUCCGUUACCUCUGCCCUGUUAAAAAGAUUGGGAGCGUCAUUGGCAGAGGGGGCGAUAUCGUCAAGCAGCUGAGGAUGGAGACUAGGGCGAAGAUUAAGAUAGGGGAAGCUAUCCCUGGAUGCGAUGAGCGCGUGAUCACGAUCUAUAGCGCUAGCGAUGAGACCAAUGCCUUUGGGGAUGAUGGAGAGAAAUCUCUUUCUCCUGCGCAGGAUGCUUUGUUUAAGAUCCAUGACAGAGUUGCUGCGGAUGAUGCGCGGCGGAGCGAAGAUAGCUCUGAGGGAGAGCAGCAAGCUACUGCCAAGCUGCUUGUUCCUUCGGAUCAGAUUGGGUGUAUUCUCGGGAGAGGUGGACAGAUUGUUCAGAAUAUUCGGAGUGAAACGGGUGCUCAGAUUCGUAUCAUCAAGGAUAGAAACAUGCCUCUAUGUGCCCUUAGUUCAGAUGAGCUCAUUCAGAUAUCUGGAGAAGUGCUUCUUGUUAAGAAGGCUCUGCAUCAGAUUGCCUCCCGCCUUCAUGAGAAUCCUUCACGUACUCAGAACCUACUUUCUUCUGCAGUUGCCGGUGGAUAUCCAUCUGGCUCACUCAUGAGCCAUGCGGCUGGUCCUCGAAUUGUAGGGAUAGCACCGCUGAUGGGUUCCUACGGAGGAUACAAAGGCGAUGCCGGAGAUUUUGCACGCCCUUUGUACGAAACUCGGAGAAAUGAGCCUCCGGCGACGGAUUUCUAUAUUCGGCUGGUUUCCCCAGUUGAGAACAUUGCAAGUGUUAUUGGUAAAGGUGGUGCUCUAAUCAAUCAGCUUCGACAGGAAACCAGAGCAACGAUUAAAGUUGAUAGCGCUAGAACCGAAGGAAAUGAUUGUUUGGUAACUAUAUCAGCAAGAGAGGUUUUCGACGAUGCGUAUUCCCCAACCAUAGAGGCAGCUAUGCGUCUGCAACCAAAAUGCAGCGAGAAGAUUGAAAGAGACUCUGGACUUGUUUCGUUUACAACUCGCAUUCUUGUGCCAAGCUCUAGGAUUGGUUGUCUUCUCGGUAAAGGAGGAGCUAUCAUUACUGAGAUGAGGAGAAUGACGAGAGCUAACAUCCGCGUUCUCGGGAAGGAAAAUCUUCCGAAAGUUGCAUCCGAAGAUGAUGAGAUGGUUCAGAUCUCCGGAGAACUUGAUGUUGCCAAGGAGGCUCUCUUACAAAUUACAUCAAGAUUAAGAGCCAACGUUUUUGACAGAGAAGGAGCUGUUUCUGCAAUCAUGCCGGUCCUGCCUUAUGUUCCUGUAGCACCGGAUGCUGGUGAUAGAUUGGACUAUGAUAGAAGAGAUAGCAGAAGACCUGAACGAGGGAAUCAUUAUCCUGGUGGUUAUGGCUCAAGUGGUCUGUCUUCUGAAUAUUCGCCUUAUGGUGCACCGGUUGGUGGUAGUAGUAGUACUCCAUAUGGAGUGUAUGGAGGAGGAUAUGCAUCUGGACGCAGUGGCAGUUCUGGGUUGUCCAGCCAUUCAUCAACCCAUCGACGCAGAAACUAUGAUUACUAGAAGCUAUUGGUGGGUGAUGAAAAAGGUUAGAUUUAUAUUAUGGAUUUGUUUUAAGUUAUCUUUUGAACUUAGUUAACCAAGCUAUUUGUUGCCCCAAGUUUAUGAGAUAAUCUGAUCUGAUCUGUCCCGGUACAUUGCUUUAUUCCCUUUGUGACCUUUUCCCCUCGUACCUCUAAAACAGUGUGAGAUCCUGAAGCCUGAUGCCUACCCCACAGCCCACAGCUGAAGCCUUUCCACAAAACAAGAUGACAAAGCUGAACCACCAAACUCACCGAUUACAUGUUGUUGACAUAUUUAAGUUUGUUUCAAAUAUUUCCAUGUCUGCUUGAGACCAAAAUACCACCAAGCUCCUACCCGUUAAACCAUAUUUAGUUGCCUGUAAUGCUGUCUAUCUAUGUAUCAUCUUUCAGUUUACCUUUGUCUUUCCUCGGAUCAGAUUCAGAAACCUUUGGUUUGGCUAUGCUUAGUUGCAUUUGUAUGAAUUAUAUAAUUUAUGUUAAACACGCUCUAGUUUUCAGCA
This is a messenger RNA of Brassica oleracea var. oleracea, 2242 nucleotides long. RefSeq names its product KH domain-containing protein At4g18375-like. Gene Ontology annotation, biological process: regulation of gene expression. Gene Ontology annotation, molecular function: mRNA binding. Lineage: Eukaryota; Viridiplantae; Streptophyta; Magnoliopsida; Brassicales; Brassicaceae. Gene Ontology annotation, cellular component: cytoplasm; nucleus. Bases 70 to 1722 code for a protein of 550 amino acids. The transcript has 7 exons. The record is from RefSeq and is a predicted model, not a curated record.